Messenger RNA from Leptosia nina, 1344 nucleotides. The record is from the annotation of a GenBank genome assembly. NCBI's taxonomy places the organism in Eukaryota, Metazoa, Arthropoda, Insecta, Lepidoptera, Pieridae.
AUGGAGGAAUUUUUGCGCGCGAACGAAACUGCCGAGGAAUUUUACGCUCGGUGCACGAACCUUAGUAUGUUCGACUGCAGCGAGGAGGAGAUGCUGUGGUGUAUGAUGGGGCCGAGGAGACUGCCCUUGCUGAGGAUAGUGCCGAUUUCAGUGUUCCUGCUGCUGAUUUUCCUGACCGGGGUUAUAGGAAACGUGGCAGUGUGCGUGGUGAUCGUGCGACAUCCCGCCAUGCAUACAGACACAAACUACUAUCUCUUCAGUUUGGCAUUGAGUGAUCUAUUACUGCUUCUUUUUGGUCUUCCGAAUGAUCUCUCCGUGUACUGGCACCAGUAUCCUUACAGCCUCGGGGUUGUAUUCUGUAAGCUACGUGCACUCAUCUCAGAAGCAGCAUCGUACGUGUCAGUGUUGACGAUUGUGGCCUUCACUCUGGAGAGGUAUUUGGCCAUCUGUCACCCGCUACACAUCUACGCAGUGGCGGGUCUGCGGCGGGCUCUUCGAAUAGUUCUGGCGUUGUGGGCUCUCUCCUUACUUGCGGCCUCGCCCUUUGCCCAUUAUACUACUGUCAACUAUCACGAGUAUCCUCCAGACUCAGGAAAUGCGUCAAUGGAAUCAGCGUUCUGCGCCAUGCUGGAGCUUCCCUCCUGGUACAUCUGCGAGUUGAGCAGCUUCUUCUUCUUUAUCUUGCCCGGGCUGGUCAUCCUCUGUCUAUAUGUCCGAAUGGGCUUGCGUAUUAGGUACGUCAUGGGGUCCACCCAUAGCCACAACCCGGGUAGCCCAGGUACGCUGAAUGGUGUAAAUGGCAGCGUCCACGGAGAGGCAAGGCAAGCUCAAUCCAGAAAGAAUAUUAUUCGGAUGCUGGCCGCCGUGGUGAUAGCAUUCUUCGUGUGCUGGGCUCCCUUCCACUUUCAGAGGCUGUUCUUCAUUUAUGGCAGCAACGUGGCCCACUACCACACCGUCAACGAGUACUUGUUUUUAGCUGCCGGCGUUUUUUACUACAUCUCUGCUACCGUCAACCCCAUACUUUACAACAUUAUGAGCCAUCGAUAUCGGAUUGCCUUCAAGGAGACGCUUUGCUGUCGCAAGGUUCGACGCAAGAAGAGUCGCUAUCGAGACACGUCCAGUGUACGGGAGACCAUUGUCAACCACACCUCAGAAGGUACUCAGCUGGUGAGGGUUCGAUCUCAAAGCCACGAGCGUAGAUCUCGUGCGGAAAGACCACGACGGGCAAGCUAUUACGGGGCGGAGCCUUGCGCUUACGAUCGCUGGAAGGAACGGAGGCCUAACGGGAUAUACAGACACCCCCACUAUGAUGCGCAUCCAAGAGAGUAUCGUUUUGCAGAUUAA